Messenger RNA from Neolamprologus brichardi, 2112 nucleotides. RefSeq names its product calponin-3-like. NCBI's taxonomy places the organism in Eukaryota, Metazoa, Chordata, Actinopteri, Cichliformes, Cichlidae. Gene Ontology annotation, molecular function: actin filament binding. The record is from RefSeq and is a predicted model, not a curated record. Gene Ontology annotation, biological process: actin filament organization; actomyosin structure organization. Gene Ontology annotation, cellular component: actin cytoskeleton.
UGAUGACGAGAGGCUAAACGGGUCUGUAGAGGAGCUGGGAGGAGCCCGGACACUCUGAUGCUUCCAUGUUGCCUCAGAUUUCAGGAGCAGUCUUAGAACAGGAGUCCGUGUCGUGGCAAAUAUUCAGAGGAACCAAACCAUCUGUUAGUUUCACGGCAGACGCGUCGUGUCUUUGCUCUCCGUGGACAGUCUGUGAGGGAUGACGCCAUCAGAAACACAAACGCGCACUCUCCACGAAGUUCGCGUUUCUUCUGUCUGCUCCUCACAAUGCCUCCAUCUAUUACUGCGUGUUCACGAUGCCCCGUGAGGUUUACAUUACCCACGCCACGCAUGACUCGCUGCAUGGAGGGACUUCUGCUAACUUGGGAUUUGACAUUCCGCCAGAAUGAAGUAAAGGAGUUUCGAGAGGACUGAUUUGAAAACAUCUGUUGUGUGAGCACGAGAAGUUGGUGGGCACGCUGCCAGUCUGCGUGUGCGUGGACGAGUUAGUGUUUUUGGCUGUUCAUGUUUGGCCUCAUCUUCCUGUUCACUGUCAGCAGUCUGAGAUUUUAACAGUGAGCAGGACCAAAGCUCGAUGUUCCCCGUGUCAGCCAAAGAGGCUCCGUCCGUGUUUGUGCCGUUUCUGUAGCAUCACAGUGAACAGAUUUCCUUCACCAAGUGGAUCAUCACGGCCCAGCCAUAGUGAUUGCUCAGAAAUAUGACCCACAGAAAGAGGAGGAGCUCCGUUUCUGGAUCGAAGAGGUGACCGGCAUGUCUAUUGGAGAGAAUUUCCAGAAAGGCUUGAAGGACGGGGUCAUCCUCUGCGAACUGAUUAAUAAGCUGCAGCCUGGUUCAGUGAAGAAAAUCAACCUUUCACAGCUCAACUGGCACAAGCUGGAAAACCUCGGGAAUUUCAUAAAAGCCAUCCUGGCCUAUGGCCUGAAGCCCAAUGACAUCUUUGAGGCCAAUGACCUGUUUGAAAACGGAAACAUGACUCAGGUCCAGACAACGCUACUCGCACUGGCUAGCAUGGCAAAGACGAAAGGCAUCGACACAAAGGUUGAUAUCGGAGUGAAAUAUGCAGACAAACAAGCUCGACACUUUGAUGAUGAGAAGAUCAAGGCUGGCCAGUGUGUCAUCGGACUGCAGAUGGGAACAAACAAGUGUGCAAGUCAGGCUGGAAUGACUGCGUAUGGAACGAGACGACAUCUGUACGACCCAAAGACUCACACCGACAAACCUUAUGACCAGACUACCAUCAGCCUGCAGAUGGGCACCAACAAAGGAGCCAGCCAGGCGGGCAUGCCGGCGCCCGGUACUCGCAGAGACAUCUUUGAUCAGAAAGUGGCUUUGCAGCCGCUGGACAACACCACCAUCUCUCUGCAGAUGGGCACCAACAAGGUGGCGUCUCAGAAAGGAAUGAGCGUGUACGGGCUGGGCCGCCAGGUUUAUGACCCCAAGUACUGCGCCCCCCCCACCGAGCCGGUCAUCCACACUAACGGCAGCCAAGGCACCGGCACCAAUGGCUCUGACAUCAGCGACAGUGACUAUCAGGCUGAAUUCCACGAGGACGAGUACCACGCCGGCUACCACAACGACUACCAUUACAGCGACCAGAACGUCGACUGCUAGUCGGCUCGCCGCCUGUUAGCAGAUGUGUUUUAUCGCUACAGCAGAGCAAGCCUUUUGCUAUCCUCGCUAGUCUUUUUAUCCUCUAUUAUCUGAAACGUUGCAUGUAUUUCAUCUUCACCUAGACUUUGAUCUCAGCUCCAAAGUUUGUAAGACGUAGCGUAGCAUCACGACUGCUGUUUUCUAAGCUAAGAGCCUCUUUUAUAAAAUAAAUGAUGGAACACUGAUGUAGAGACGCUGCUGCCCAUGAAUCCGAUGAAUCCUGCUCUUUGCAUUCCUUAAAUGCUGCUGAUCCAUUCGCCGGCUCCAAGAGCACGUACGUCGUUUAGGAUUCAUGCUAAUGGCGAGACCGGAGUUGCGUCCGAGUUUCCAGCCUCCCUUUGUUCUGUUUUGUUCUUGUUUCACUGUAUUCAUGUGGAGUGUCCCAAAGUAAAGCAGUCUGCUGUUCUGUUCCACAAUGAAAACGACAUGUUAUAAAUAAAGUUUUAAAUCUUUAAUAUUAAA